GGCAUGUCCGAGCCAGACGAGUUCCUUCUAUCCAGCGCGGUGUCGCUGUCUGGCGUCACACCCGACAUUGGACCCUCCUUUAGCUUGUUGAUUUUCAUGCACUACUUGUGCCCUGCGAUCACAUCAAUCGUAGUAUAUGACUGGGCGAUAUCUCUUUCUCGAGAGUGCCAGCUGUUCGGCACAGGGAAUGCCAGAACAUUCUCAGCUUGGCUGUAUUUUGCGAACCGAUAUACCAAUCUCUUCAGCCAAGUAGUGGUCUUACCCAUGUACCUGCGAUCGCUAUCUCCUAAGAGCUGCACUCAUAUUGUGUUAGCAAUGAGCAUCACAUCAUGCCUGUCCAUGAUUCCGCCGGCCGUUUUCAAUGGCCUGAGAGCAUUUGCACUCAGCCGAUCAUGGAGUGUAUCCAUCUUCAUCUUUGGGCUCUCAUUGGUGCCGUUCGCAUCUGUGAUGAGUUCGGAUACCAUUUCACCGGAAUUAUUGAACCAGCAGUACAAGGGUGUGGGGUUACUCUUGCCUAUCCUAUUCCUCUCAUACGCAUGAGUAUGUACUCAAUUGGCUGGAGAGGCUACAUAAUCUCACACCACAUUGUAGCCACCAUUCUCAAUCGCACAUGUACUAUCGUCGCCGAUACCCUACUCAUUGCGCUCACGUGGCGAUCACUUCGUAGGGGAAUAUUUCUUGAUAGAUGCAGGACCCUGACUAAGACAGAUCUCAUGGGAGUUUUGCUACGGGACGGGACUUUCUAUUUCAUCGCACUUUUGACAACCAACAUCUUGCUGAUAAUCAUUCUGCAACGACCGCCAUUGAACCUCGCAUCGGGCGACAUCAUAUCGCCCUAUAUCACAGGCUCGCUGUCAUCCACCCUUAUUUCUCGCUUUAUGCUUGACCUCCAAGAAGCUUAUCAGCGGAAGACCGUCAUCCUUGUCCCGGAAGACCUCCUGUGUACGUUGAAUGGUAGUGGCUUCCUUUCAAGCGACUCUAUCUCUGCACUAGGCUCGCUUGCGGCCCACAUAGGUGCCGCCGACUUGCACCUUGCGGAUGCACCGUGGGACAACACAGUCGAAGCAAGAGUGGAUGCAGUCGCUGAGCCGCACGAUGCCGUGCCGUCCCUUAGAGCUACACAACACGGGUCGCAUCUUGGGAGUAGGCAAUGAUGCCACAGCCUCACCGGGGAGAUGCCCUGCGGAUUGAUCUGAGAUGGCAAGAGGGAAGUCAACCUUCAGAGGCUCUCAAGCGUAACAACUGCGCUACUGCACUCCGAGCACUCCUUGAAUUGUGCACUUCAUAGUCCCUCACUGUGCAUUUCCAAAGUCUGGUUUUAUUUCUCGGAGAGAGGACCCUAUACUAGCUGUACUAGCUCAGUUCAUGCCAGUGGAAUCAUGUACUAGAGCUGCAUCUAAGC
Messenger RNA from Dichomitus squalens LYAD-421 SS1, 1402 nucleotides. RefSeq lists its product as uncharacterized. The record is from RefSeq and is a predicted model, not a curated record. The transcript is spliced from 11 exons. Lineage: Eukaryota; Fungi; Basidiomycota; Agaricomycetes; Polyporales; Polyporaceae. The coding region runs from base 330 to 1154 and encodes 274 amino acids.